This is a messenger RNA of Elaeis guineensis (African oil palm), 1619 nucleotides long. RefSeq names its product nuclear transcription factor Y subunit B-3. NCBI's taxonomy places the organism in Eukaryota, Viridiplantae, Streptophyta, Magnoliopsida, Arecales, Arecaceae. The record is from RefSeq and is a predicted model, not a curated record. Gene Ontology annotation, cellular component: CCAAT-binding factor complex; nucleus. Gene Ontology annotation, biological process: regulation of transcription by RNA polymerase II. Gene Ontology annotation, molecular function: RNA polymerase II cis-regulatory region sequence-specific DNA binding; protein heterodimerization activity; DNA-binding transcription activator activity, RNA polymerase II-specific.
CCGCGAUCCAACGGACCCGGGCACCCCGGAGGCUCUCUUCUCUCUCUCUCCCUCGCGCUUCCCCUCUGGCCCCCAACACCCACGCGGUCUCCGACGCCGGCGUGCUGUCCUAGCGCCCUCCUUCUCCGGCGAGGCCAAACCCUAACCCUAAUACAUGGAGUCUUAGGGCUUCCAGAGACCCGUAGGUCACUCGAUCGGUUCCUUUCUCUCCUUGUAGUUACGACAAAUCCCCUCUGCCUUUUUUUUUUAGUGGGUCAUCUUCGCUGUUAGCAUGGAAGACUUGGAAGCCUAAUCCUCCUGAAACCUCCGCAUAGAAAUAACCCAUCUUUCCUUCUAUCUGGAUCGAAUUCUGGAACCCUCGUCGCUUAGAAUUCCCGCGGAAACAAACCAUACCGGUUUCCGCUUCUUUCCACCUCUGGGUCUUGCUUGUAGACCUAUUAGAUGUUCUUGGUGGACCUCAAUUCCAUCGAUUUCUCUACAUAUUUUAUUACCUAAUUCCAGUAUAAAAUCAUAUCUGAAUCCUCUCAGGUCCUUUUAGCGUGCAGAAUUAGACGCCGUCUCUGAAUCCUAUGAACUCUUAGCUGGUUUUGUGUAGAAACGAGGUCGAAAACCCUAGAUUUUGAUCCGGAGAUUGGUGAAAGGCUUCGAAUUUGCUCCGGGUUGUGGAAUUUGGCGUGAAGUUGGGAUUUUGAUCGAUGCCGGAUUCGGACAACGAGUCGGGAGGGUAUAACAACAGCAAUGCGGCGGGGAGCAGCGACUUCUCGUCCCCGCGGGAGCAGGACCGGUUCCUGCCGAUCGCCAACGUGAGCCGGAUCAUGAAGAAGGCCCUCCCGGCGAACGCCAAGAUCUCCAAGGACGCCAAGGAGACGGUGCAGGAGUGCGUUUCCGAGUUCAUCAGCUUCAUCACCGGCGAGGCCUCCGACAAGUGCCAGCGAGAGAAGCGCAAGACCAUCAACGGCGACGACCUCCUCUGGGCCAUGACCACCCUCGGCUUCGAGGACUACGUCGAGCCCCUCAAGGUCUACCUCCAAAAGUUCCGCGAGAUGGAGGGCGAGAAGGGCGGCCCCUCGUCGUCCCAGUCCCAGCAGAAGGAGGGAAGCAGUGGCGGCGCCAUCGGGAGCAAUGGCGGCGGCGGUGGCGGUGGCGUUGGAAUAUAUGGUGGUGGUGGUGCUGGUGGGAUGAUGAUGAUGGGGCAGCAGAUGUAUGGGUCGCCGCCGUCAUCAUUGGCUUAUCACCAUCAGAUGGCAAUGGGUGGGAAAGGCAGCAUGGGUGGGGGUGGUGGUGGUGGGAAUUCUUCCUCUUCUUCAGCUGGGCUUGGAAGGCAGGGCAGGAUUUGAUGGUAAAACUAUGUUGAUAUAUAGUUCAUGUUAGUGUUUUUGCUGUCUUUUUAUUGCUUGGGCUUUUGUUACUUUUUUCCCCCUCUGUUUCUAGAGUCACAGUUAGGUGAUUUUGUAAUUAGAAACAUUGUACUGAGAUAUGUAACAUAGUGUGGAGUCCUUGGAUGAUGGGGUUGGGUUGGUCUCUGAAUUAUCUGAUUGGGGAGAGAGAGGUGAUAUGUUGUAUAAUAUUACAAAUUUAUGAUCAUGAAUUUAAUCUACUUCAGUUUGGAGAACCAGGAA